This is a messenger RNA of Cicer arietinum (chickpea), 1254 nucleotides long. Its product is annotated as translation initiation factor IF3-2, chloroplastic-like. Gene Ontology annotation, biological process: ribosome disassembly; translational initiation. Gene Ontology annotation, molecular function: ribosome binding; translation initiation factor activity. Lineage: Eukaryota; Viridiplantae; Streptophyta; Magnoliopsida; Fabales; Fabaceae. The record is from RefSeq and is a predicted model, not a curated record.
AAAGAAGAUUGUAGAUAAGAGAUACCAACUAAAUCAUGUGUCGAAGUUGAAGCAUGAAAGGUGUGAACGCCAUGGCUGUUAUUACCACCACCGUCCCCGUUGAAUUCAAAAUCUUCGACACCAGAACCUCUCCUCUCUUCUCUUCUUCUUCAUUCUUCAAACUAUCUAUUCCUCAUUCCCUCAAUUUUCACUCUUCUCUCUCCUUCACCCUUCCCUCCUCCCUAACUCCCCGUUACGGAGGUAGUCUCCGCCCUCCCGCAUACUCCGGCGGAAACUUCAGGAGACCUCCUAACGACGACGUCGACGAUGAACAAGCUCUCGACCUCUCCACACUUAGGUCGAAUACCGUGAGGCUUAUUGAUCAGAGUCAGAAUAUGGUUGGAAUUGUAUCUCUUGAUCAGGCAAUUCGAAUGGCUGAAGAUGCUGAACUCGACUUGGUAAUAGUAUCUGGGGAUGCAGAUCCUCCUGUUGUUAGAAUAAUGGAUUACAGUAAAUAUAGAUAUGAACUGCAGAAGAAGAAAAGGGAUCAGCAAAAGAAAAGUGCUGCUAAUCGGAUGGAUAUGAAGGAACUCAAAAUGGGAUACAACAUAGAUCAACAUGAUUAUUCAGUACGUUUGAAAGCUGCACGGAAAUUUUUGACAGAUGGUGACAAGGUUAAGGUCAUAGUAAACCUUAAAGGUCGUGAAAAAGAAUUCAGGAAUAUUGCUAUUGAGCUUAUUAGACGUUUUCAGAAUGAUGUUGGGAAGCUUGGAACAGAAGAGGCUAAAAAUUUCCGUGACAAGAACAUCUUCAUUACCUUGGUUCCAAAUAAAGUUGUUGUGCAGAAAACUCAAGAAACACCAAAGAAAAAAGACAGUUCUGCAGCAGAUGAAGCCUCCAUCAGUGUUGAAGUGUAACUGAAAACUUCCAUGCGGAAUUCUCAUUGUAGAUGGGAUGGAUGGAUUGUGAGCAGCUGACAUUGGUAUAUUUUGGAAUUUUGUAAUUUUCAGAGUGUUGUAUGUAUAGCAUGCGUGUAAUUCAUGUAAUAAUAGUAUAUAGUUCGCUAGAAGUUUAAUUAUAGAGGCAGCCUUGUCGAAUGCUGAAGCUUGAAGGAAUCCCAUUAACUGUUCUCUUCAAAACUGUAUUGAUGCAUCUAUUUUUGGAAGUCCAUAGAAUCUGAAUCCAAUAGUCAGUCCUAUUUCAAUAGAGCUUCAAUACUUGAUGAUAGUGUAAUUUUUUGAAGUUAAAAGUAAUAUAUGUUCACUUAUGUUCCUA